Molecule: messenger RNA, 978 nt
Organism: Prorocentrum cordatum
Lineage: Eukaryota; Dinophyceae; Prorocentrales; Prorocentraceae
Source: the annotation of a GenBank genome assembly
GCCGCGAGGAGGACGUCCUGGGGAACGCCCGGGAGCUCGGCGGCACCUCCCGCGUGCAGGGCGCAUGGGGCGACGGGCCGUGGGCGCUGCGCUGGCCGCGGCGGCGCUGCGCUGGCCAGACGCCGUCGGCGACCUGAGCCUGGCCACGCUGGCGCACUCCAACCUCGCGGGGCUCGGGCCGGACGCUUCUGCCGCCCACGAGAUCCGCUACGCCCGCGCGGCGCGGUCGGGGGUACGUUUUCCGCAGGAGAUCCGCUCGACCUGCUGAUCGUCACCGCAGAGGCGGGCGACUACACACCUUUCAAUGUGAGCGAGAACACCCACAGCGGCCGGGGUGGCGAGGUCGGCAGCGUCAGUCAAAAGUGCGGCGGGAGGUCCAGCCUGGUGUUCCGGCUCGUCGGCGCGAACACGUCGGCACCAGAGGUCGCGGAGGACUUCCUCGCAACGUUCUUUUUCGUGGACAGGAGGCUGCAGGUGCAAGUGCAUGGAUUUGACGACUACUUCGUGAGCAGCGACUCCCUGUUGAAGGUCGUGCGAAUUAGCCACGGGGGCCUCUGGGCCAGAACCUCAGGGUUCUCCACCUGGGCCAUGUCCCCCACGAAUUUGUCACUGCGAGAUCCCACGAACUUGUCGCAAGAUGAGCAACACCUCGCCCUGACGCUCCUCUUCAGGGGCGCGUCCGAGUUCCGUGUGGACGUGGCCGUCACGGGCCCGCGCGAGGACGACGGCGUCGACCUGGUCUUCGCCGGCGCCCCCCUCCAGCUGUUCUGCCCCGGCGGCUCCCGGCGCGGCCGGCAGGACCAGGACGACGCACCGAGUACACCACGAAGGUGCAGAGAGGUUGCUGCGCAUACUGGGACAGGACUGUCUCUUGGCCGGAGGGCGCCCAGCGGCGUUGCUGCGAGGCUGGGCGGGACGGCUGCGGGCCAGGACUCGAGAGACCCAGUGUUACCACCUCUACGGGCCCAGCAGUCCUGA